Crotalus tigris (Tiger rattlesnake) is the source of this 3290-nucleotide messenger RNA. RefSeq names its product motilin receptor (gene MLNR). The transcript has 2 exons. Lineage: Eukaryota; Metazoa; Chordata; Lepidosauria; Squamata; Viperidae. Gene Ontology annotation, biological process: G protein-coupled receptor signaling pathway. Gene Ontology annotation, cellular component: plasma membrane. Bases 424 to 1536 code for a protein of 370 amino acids. Gene Ontology annotation, molecular function: G protein-coupled peptide receptor activity. The record is from RefSeq and is a predicted model, not a curated record.
AUCUCAGCAGCUAUUUUAUACUUUUGGUUGAGAAGGGGAAUCGUUAUUUGCUUCUCAAUAGCUGCUUCUGUUGCUGAUAUGAAAGAAUAAGGCUCAAUUUGGAGCAAAUAAAAAACAUUGAUUUCUUAUUUGCUGUCUGUUUGGGAGGAGUUAUCUUUUAGUAACCAUGGGUAUCCAUCAGACUGGGGUUGGAACAUUGGCACUUCAUUUCACUGCACAGGCAAAGGGGCAGCAACUCCAGGGAUUUUGCUGAAAGCUGCAGUACAAAGUGAGACCAAGUGAGACCAAGGGAGGAAAGAAGGAAAGGACAGGACAGAAAAAGCUGCAGGAGCACACAUCAGAUCAAGCAGGACCAAGGAAAGCAGGAACCUAUUUCUGAUGCCUUAGAAGGGAAUUCACAUCUUGUGUCAAGAGGUGCUCCAAAUGUUCUGUAAUAGCAGCUUGGGGACCAGUUGCAGUGCUGCCUGCAACAUGGGUUUGACCAACAGCAGCAGUCUAGCUGUGUGUCAAGAACAGGAUAUUGAAAUCUGGGCCCUUCCACCCUGCAACAAGUAUCUCUGCCCACUGCUGCCCAUAUGCAUUCUCAUCCCAGUGACAGCUGUUUGCUUGCUCUUGCUGGUGCUGGGUGUAGGGGGCAAUGUCUUGACUGUGAUUGUGACAAGCUGCUCCCAAGAGCUACACAACACUACCAGUCUAUAUCUGGGCAGUUUGGCUGUCUCUGAUCUGUUGAUGCUCCUCCUGGGUCUACCCUUGGAUCUGUACCGUGUGUGGCGCUCCCAGCCAUGGGUGCUGGGAACUGUGCUGUGUCGAGUGUGGCACUGGUCAACUGAGGCAUGUGCCUACUGUUCCAUCCUGCAUCUGACAGCCCUGACAGCUGAGCGCUAUCUGGCCAUUUGCUUCCCGCUGCGGGCUAAAGUCCUAGUGACCCAACAGCGGGUAAAAGCCCUUCUGGUAGUGCUCUGGGUUGUGGCACUGCUCUCUGCUGCACCUUACCUGUUCCUUGUGGGAGUCCAACAGGCUGGCAACCUUUCCAGUGAUGAUGAUUUCAGCCGUGAAUGUGGCCCUACUUUGCAUGCCCAACAGACAGGGCUGUUAGAGACUAUGCUCUGGAUCACCACCAGCUACUUCAUCCUUCCCUUCUUCUGUCUCUACAUUCUCCAUGGCUUGAUUGCUAGAGAGCUUCUGCGUGUUGGCAAAGCACAUCUUGGUUUGGCUUCAUACAGGAACCAUCAGCAAACAGUGCGCAUGUUGGUUAUCCUGGUUCUGGCAUUCCUCAUUUGCUGGCUGCCCUUUCAUGUUGGCCGGAUCAUAUAUAUCAACUCAAACAACACCAGGAUGAUGCUUUUCUCUCAGUACUUUAAUGCUUUUGCAUUGCAGCUUUUCUACUUGAGUGCUACAAUCAACCCAAUCCUUUACAAUCUUGUCUCAAAGAAAUACAGGGCAGCAUUGUACAAGUUGCUGGUAACCAAAAAGCGACCAGAACGGGCUUCAACUAUUACUAGAGAGACAGCUGGCUACCUAGAGAUUACUGGAUAAUUUAAAAAUGAAAUGAUUCCCAGGACCCUUUCUCCCAUUGCUUUCACUGAUUGCUUUUUGGCAGAUGUGUGAAAUGAAGGGCAGAUCAUAGUUAAUGCUUCCAGGCAUAGCUCUUUGAAUUGUAAGACCGGGCUGGUGCUGGUGAAACCAAAACUAUCACUAGGGCUAUUUGGACAAGCAGAGAAAGAUGCUCCCUCCUUCCGUGUAUAGUAUAAUUACCGCCUGGUCUUUCCAGCAAACUAAUGCUUGUAAACCAGUAAUAGAAGCCACAAACUGAUUUUGAUUGGCAGGCAAGGACUUUCCUACAGUUUGCCAGCUCUGCAAAAAUGGGUUAGGGUUAGGGUUAGGCAGUUCGAGUUUGGCCACCGGUGAUGAAGGCAGGCUUGACCAUUUAAAAGCUCUUGUCAGCUUAGCAACACUAUGAGAUAGCCCAUCAUUUGACAUUUUAGAUACAAAAGAUCCAAUUUUCAAUUCUCUAAUACAGUUCUAGCAAAUUUUAAAAGAUUCACCUGCAGCCUCUUGAGGGUUGCUGUACUGCAGCUGGGACUGGAGACCUACUGUAUGAGCUGGACAAAAAGCCUGAUUAUAAGAAUAGCAGCCUAUAUUUUUGAUUAGCCUAUACUAUGCUUAUAAAUUUCCUAUUAGACUAGGCAGUAAUGCUUUCGGUCAGCAUCUUUGUAGCUGGGUUUUCAAUUUGCCACAGUUCAAAAGACAAGAUCUAGUUAGCUGGAUCAGAUAGACUAACAAAAACGAUGAAAUAAAUGUGGAAUGGAAGGUAAGGAUUAUGAUUAAAUCAGACUAUAUGUUCAUUUAUUUUAGCUCUCCAUGUGCUUCCCUCACAUUGAUACCAAUCAGCUGAUACAAUUUUAAUUGUAAUUCUGUCUGACUAGGGGAACUAUGAGAAAACCUGGAGGUUUUAUGAUAAUAAUUAUGAGAUGUUUGAUUCUCAUCUAGACAAAAAUAGUAAAACUAUAUCCUACCCUGAUGCAAUUAAGGUCACAGUUGUAGGGCCCUGACACAAGAAGGUUAAAACAAGUUGAGUUCACCCAACUCUAUAAAAAUAAAUUACAUCUAUAAUUUCCUUUCAACAAAAAGUGAGUAUUUCAUAAAUUAUAGGGUAUGAGAAGUUUCUGUUCCCUUUAGCAGAGGUAUCAGUGUGUCUCUCCAGUGGAAGGCUGAUGGCUUCAAGAGUACAAUACGUCAGAGGUCCCCAACCUUUUGGGCACCAGGGAUCAGUUCCAUGGAGAGAGAUUUUUCCGUGGACUGGAGGGGGCGUGGUUUUGUGUGCUGCCUGCAACCCGCGGAUGGGGCUUUCCUUGUUUGUACGUACUGGUUGCUGGCAUGCUGCAGCCCGGUACUGGUCCAUGGACUGUGGGUUGGGGACCCCUGCAAUACAGUUUAAGGGCUACAUUGUGAAGUUCACAGAAGAUAAGAAGCUGAAAUGACAGGUAGAUCCUGAAGAAAAGGUGAAUGAAGUCUGGUUCUAUUUCUUUUGGUACUUUCUUUGCCUGAGAUCCCAUUCUCUCUAAGGAUCUGUUUAUUUCUCUUUAUCUUCCUCCUACAGCAGCAGCCAGGGGAGAGUCUGAUGGACCUUAGCAAAGUUUUGAGCUGCUUAUUUCAAAGGGCUUCUUUGGAUUAGGACAAAGCUUGUGUAAGUUUUUUGCUGGUUGCCAACUUUUCCAGAUAAGGAAGAUAGAUAGAUAGAUAGAUAGAUAGAUAGAUAGAUAGAUAGAUAGAUAGAUAGAUAAUUAAAA